Molecule: messenger RNA, 4638 nt
Organism: Amoebophrya sp. A120
Lineage: Eukaryota; Dinophyceae; Syndiniales; Amoebophryaceae
Source: the annotation of a GenBank genome assembly
UAAUUAUAGUGCGUUUGGCCGUUAAUAUGUAGGUUUUCAGUCGCUGUGAGAUUCGAAAUCUCUUCAGCAUAGUAAGUAGCGCUCGCAAGACGAUGGCAGUAGAGCCAGGCGUGGAUGAAGCGGCUAAGCCGUCUCCGCCCGUUGAGCUCCCAUCUUCGAACGCGCAAAACUUUUUCGAAGAAGCAAAAGUCGGCCCGACUGAGGAGGAAGAGCUGCGCCGGAAGUUUCUCAGGUAAAAUUUUUCCCUUGCAUCAAACGUGCUAGAAUGUGUUUCCAUUCCGUUGUUUCCAAUCAAUGCCACAUCAUCGCAAAGAAUCACUCUUGAACAUCAAUCUUUUAUUGCAAACAAAAUCCUAUUCAAUUUCAAGGUUCUCCGAGAAGCCGCCUUCCUCCACAUCCCUAUCCGAGCCGGUGCUCUCGCUCGAAAAUUUCUGUCGGCUUCUGCAGCAGUAUGAGGCCUGUUCCGCGGACUGUUACGAGCGCUACUUUCACGCCAUGGACCGCGACAAGGACGAUUUUCUUACCUUCGAGGAAUUUUACCUUGGCUGCUGUGCGGCGGACCCGGGGACGGUGCACAUUUUGAACUCCUUCACGGGGUACGAGAGGAGUUUCUACAUUUUCGACUUUUACGACUUCAACCGGUCGGGCAGUCUGGAAUUCGGGGAAUUUUCCCGACUCAUAGCAGACACGACCUUUGGGCAACAACCGACGCAGGCAGUAGUAACUACUGCAGCAUCUUCAUCAUCUUCCAGCACGUCAACUUCAUCGGCGAAGAAGAGGAAGCAAGCGCUUGAGAAAGCGCGAGAGCUCGGGCUGCUAAAGGAUAAGGUGGUGGAGGAGAAAAGUAGCGAGAGCAGUGGUUUCUCGUCCGCAACACCACAUGGAAAUUUUCGCCUACAAUUCUCUUCCAUCCAAUUCAAGCAGUUCUACGAGUUCAUACACAGCGAGCAACUCCGGGGCACGUCGCGCUUGUUUCGGUUUCACCGAUCGAUCUUGAAACCGCGGAGAAGUAAGCACGACCGGGAUAUUGUACACCCUCUGGACCAGUCUUUGCUGUUAGACUUUGACUGCUGGGAGCCGUUUCUGUUGCAGCUGCCGCUCGAGAGCGACUGUCGGGAACUUUUUAGUAGAAUAAAUUCGGAGAAAAUGAAUUCAGCCCUCUCACAACGUCUUUGUGUGAUGAACAGCACGACCGAGCAGGGAGGUGAUGCAAAGAACUCCAGUUGUGUAUCAACAUCCGAGCAAAGGAAGCCGUACCCAGCGGAUGGUGUUCUCCCCUAUGUCGCGAACCAAAUUGGUGCCGUGCGGCUGGAUCCGCACGUGAAGGCGCAGGCGAUCGCGCAGCACAUCGUGUCACAGCUGUUUUCGCCGUCCGGGUGCCAGCAGAGCCAGGGGAAUUCUAGUAAUUCCACGCAGUCCUCGUCCUCGUCCUCGUCCAGCUCUUCGAUUUGGAGCCACUACACUAGCGCGAGCAGGAAGACCUUUCCCUGUUUGAACUUGAAAGCGCCCCAGAUGGAAGAGCUGACGCAGCAUAUGCUGCGGAUUUUGCAGCACGAGGACACGGUGUUGACGGUGGGUCAGCAUUUACCCGUGAAAAUCUUCGGCGGGUUGCACGGCCAGCUGGUGGACCUCCUGAGUUUCUUCCAGUCCUUCGGCUGUCCAGUGCCGGAGUUGGAGUCGGGAGACUUGAGUUACACGCAGUAUGUUUUUCUCGGCGACUAUGUGGACCGGGGAACGAAUCAAGUUGACCUGGUACUAGAGCUAUGUAUAGCACAUUUGUAAACGAGUUUUUUAGUCGCAUUGAUUUCGAAUUUUGCAGCUGAGGGUGCAUGUUCCUUGUUUCAUCAAUCUAUGUAAGUUUGUAGAGUCGAUGAAACAUAACCGGCUAAAGCCCUUAAUAUCGGAUUCUGAAACGUAACACCCGACACAGCUCGCACUUCUGUUCUCGCUGAAGAUUCUGUACCCGCAGAAUAUCAUUCUUCUUCGUGGCCUUCACGAAAACCGCCACGUGAACGCGCAUCUCGGUUUUCGCCAAGAAUGUGACCGCCGUUUCGGCGAACCCUUCGGCGGGCGUCUCUUCGACCUGCUGAACCGCGCAUUCGAGUUCAUGAGUCUUGCGGCCCUGCUUCCGAGUGGUUUUCUUUGUCUGCCGACCGGAGUUUCAUCUUCGCUGCAGUCGCUGGAGCAACUAAACGCGUUUACAAAACCUGUCGUGCUCCCCCAUCCGGAAAAAGGAAGCAGCAAGGAAAGAAUGCUCUUGCAAGAACUGUUCUAUCCAUCUGCUUCUAUGGCCUCGACAACUUCAUCUCUUCCUGCAGUGGAUGGGGCUUCAACAAGUGGUGCUACAUCAAGCACAACAGCGCUGGAUUUUGUGAAGAAAAAUCCUCGAGUUCGUGCAAUAAUCCGGAGCGGUGAAAAAUCCUUUCCAAAAUCCGGGAUAUCGUGGACUCUACCGCUAGAAAUAAGCUUGAACUCCUGCUGCGACGUCGGCGGACUAGUCGAAAGUGAGGCCGCGAUGCUACAUCUGGUAUCUGAGAAGCGGACGACGCUGCGAAUCAGGGUCCGGCGCAUCGCCACUCGGGCACCCAGAGAGGCGUGGGCGCUGUUGAGCGACUUGCUGGAGGCGGAUGGCGACAGGGGAAGCAAAGCCACAGAUAGUGACGGCGGCGCAGGGAGCGGCGACGUUAAUCGUGGCGCAGUUUCUACUGCGAUAAAUCGGCUGCAGCUAUCCGAGAAGGCGCGGCGCAGACAGGGUUCGCGUUGGCCCGAGCAGCUGUUUGAGUUGACGCCAAGGCGGAACUCCAGGACUGGAGGAGAGCAAGAGAAAAAAACGGAAGCGAGCGCAAUGUCGGAACUUCUUUUCCCAAUGGACAAGGAGAUGAAGCCAACAGUCCGUGCGGACGAGCAGGGGGCACCGUAUUUGGCGUUAGACUCGCUGACCAGCUGGGAUUUCUCUCAAAACCCUCUCUUUCUGGCAGCAACGACUACUUCCACUUCGGCUUCCUCUGCCGCUGCUCUGCAAACGCAACAAGCGCCAGCGCACUAUACCAGCACGCCCUCGAAGCAACCGCAGCCAGUGGUUGCGGAUCCCGCACAGCCGGACAACAUAGUUCAGCACGACGGGGGAUUGCAGCAAGUCUCCGAAGAUCAUGAAAAGGUCGCGGCACAGCAACACCAGCACGGUAAAGCUGCACAGAUGCACUUCCCAGCAGCACACGGAUCUACCAUAACGACGACUCCCAGCGCUCCCGCGUCCCGGCCGCCCGCCGGGGCAAACUCCUCCUCGAAGCGACCGGGUGAUAAGGUUUCCUUGCGCAGUGCACCGGUUUCCAACCAGCACACCCCGACCUUGAAUAACGCCGGCGGAGGAAGUAGUUCAUCCAACUACAACCAGUAUGAGUUGUCAGGAGACCAACUACAUCAAUCUGCACAGCCAGAACGGUCUGGUGACCCGAUGCUGCUCACGUCUGUGACGCCGAUUAACCAGACCAGAAACACACCAGCAGCGGAAGGAGUACACUUACACGACGAGGCUGUUCUAGAGGAGGCCUCCGUUUCCUCGUCGUCCGCGCGUCCAUUGCACAAUGUACCGCCGCCGAGCACGCCAGAGCGGCACGGGCGGGUGUCGGAGUCCUACAGUCAAUGUCACAACCACGGGCCGCCCCCCCGGCGGAUCUCCACCACAAAUUCGCACCUCGAGCGGAGUGCGUCCCGCGGCCGCCCCUCCCGGAAUCAUGGGCAGUUCCAGCCGCCCGCACGUGGGCGGAGUGUGAAUGUGGUCACGAAUCCGCUGCAGACACUCGCGAAGAUUACGCAGGAGGCGGCCACGGCGCGCGGCUACCGCACGUCGGAACUGCGCGAGCGUGCCCGCGUGCAGCAGGUGGUGCCGCUGUUGUGGAGGACGUGGCAGUCGGUUCCCUUGACACCCCUGCAGUGGGACAAGGCUCUGACGGUCUACGAACAGAUUCCGGAGAGGGGGCGGAUGGUCACCGAAGAAGCGAUUGCCGACUGGCUUUUCAAGGAGCAAAAGGUGAACCGGAAGCAUAAGGCGCAGAAGUGCGCUAUGGAGUUCUCAAAUGUUACAUUCUCAUCUGUUCCAUGAAUUUGUAAUGCAAGAACGGCGAAAGUGAAAGGGGGAAGAUUGCGUCUUUUGCAUUACAGAUUUGGCGCAGAUUUGGAUGCUGUUUAGCCCUUCGGAUAUUUGUCAUGUGAAGCAGCUUAAUCGCGGCGAUCUUGGCCGUAAAUUUGCAUGACAAAUCGUGUAACAGUUGAGAACGCCAUAUGCGCCCACGGGUUCACGUGUCUGAGUAGAACGUCCGCGAUCGGGCCGGUGGAUUUCUUGUGGGGCGUCAUCGCAGGCUACCAAACGGUGUCGCUGGGAGGCGAGAAAAAGCCAAAUCCCUGCACGGUCAUGCGGGCGGCGGCAGUGCUCAGGACAUUGGAAUGUGAUCCCGGCGCGCUGGACCUUGUGCGCGCAGGAUUGCAGCCCGCUGGAGCAGACGUUGAUGUGACUAUGCUUUUGCAAGCGAAGGCAGACACCACUGAACACUCUUUCCGCUUCCAGAUUUUUCAAUGAACACAGUGCACUUCUUGCAAAAAGGUUAAGUACAACGUACCGUGACUGCAGCGAGAAAGAAG